This is a messenger RNA of Strongylocentrotus purpuratus (purple sea urchin), 825 nucleotides long. RefSeq names its product scavenger receptor cysteine-rich type 1 protein M130. The transcript is spliced from 5 exons. The record is from RefSeq and is a predicted model, not a curated record. Gene Ontology annotation, cellular component: membrane. Lineage: Eukaryota; Metazoa; Echinodermata; Echinoidea; Camarodonta; Strongylocentrotidae. The coding region runs from base 37 to 825 and encodes 262 amino acids.
UUAAUUAGUUCUUCUUGCUGUGUGUCUGAUCUGAAGAUGACAACGAUGGAGUUGAAACUGGUUUUAUGUUUUCUUCUUGGCCUCUUCUCCGUGUCAUCAGCGAUACGUCAAUAUCAAGUGAGGUUUAUGGAAAAGGGAUCGAGCCACUAUCCACAUGCCGGCCGUGUAGACGUGUAUAUUAAUGGCGCAUGGGGGACCAUUUGUGCUUCUGACUGGGACAUGAACGAUGCUGAGGUGGUCUGCCGGGAGUUAGGCAAGGGCUACCCCUACGGUAUCACGGUCGUUGGUGGUCCACCUGCUGGAACCGGUGCCAGUUGCUUGUCUAGGGUAAAGUGUUACGGCCAUGAAAAUCGGCUCUCAGAAUGCAACGUACUCCCGACAACCCGAUCAAGUAGUAGAAAUGACAAGGGCAUAGUCUGCUAUCCUCCCCCAGGUGACGCGGGUUUGCGGCUCAAAUACGGACCUGAUCAGUAUUCAGGCUAUGUAGAGGUCAAGCUGGCAAGUGGCAGUUGGAGUAAAUUGUAUCUUUAUUAUUAUUAUAAUGAUUUGUUGUCUCGGUAUCAGUAUAUCUCGAACAUCUGUCGUCAGCUUGGAUUCGGGGAGCUCAACUUCUGGGAUAGUUUUGAAUAUAGCAGCACGUACAGUAUGACAAAGGUGACGAGAUGUCCUUACGUAGUUGCGCACCACCGAAGCUGUGAUGCGGGUUUGCAGCUCACAAACGGACCUGAUCAGUAUUCAGGCUGGGUGGAGGUCAAGCUGGUGAUGCGGGUUUGCAGCUCGUACAAGGACCUGAUCAGUAUUCAGGCUUCGUACAGGUCAAGCUAG